GCACAGUCACUUCAGUUCAGUUUCAUCUGAGUAACACUUCAGAUUCCAUCCAACUCAACAUUCUUGAUCGCUCACCGACUGGUAAUUGGAACAAAAAGACGCAAUCCCAUCGGCAGUCUAGCGACCCAACAUCAGGCCGUGGUUAAUACCCAUUACCUUAAAGGUACCUUGCCUCUUGGUUUCCUACCAUCAAGAGCUCCUAGUACCAGCCAAGGUGGAAGCUACCUACCUACCUAGAGGCUAAAAAAGGCGGGACUCCAGCUCGCGCUCUUGUUGGGUCAUUCAGGUUGUUGCCCACCAAGACAUUGUGCAGGUGUUGGGCUUCAAGUGUCAUCCAUAUCACGUCCCGUCAGCCAGCUACAACUGCCCAUCAUCAUCGUCAUCAUCGUCAAACACCUCAAGGUCAUCGUCCGUCCGGCGCAUGUACACAUCGACUCUGGCCUCUGGUACGAACUGCAGCCACCAAGCUUCAACCAACCGCGACCGCCCAAACCGACUCGUCAACUGCCCGAUCGUCCGAACCCUCAAACCAGCUACAGGCAACUCUACCUACCGUGAGCCCCUCGACGGUACGACGUGACUACACGGUACUGGCCCGACUCGCCCGAUUCGGUUCAAGUUUGCCCAUCGUCAACAAGGGCUUAGGUUGCGCUCCAUCAAUCGCACCCCGGCCUCCCAUCUGCGUAGCUGCCUAGUAGCUGGCCGUAGAGGUACCCGGCCUGCCCUGCCGUCGCGUCCCAUCCUGCGAUUGGCACCAGGCACUUUAUGUACAGGUAGCAGUCGACACCUGCUUCUGUAAGGCACACCAACGGCCGCGGGACCCCCGACGACCAGGAGCCCAUGUCCCCCUCGCCUGGAGAUGAUGUUCCCCACCCGGAGACGACCAAGAGUGCAUCUGGAGGGCUUGCCAGCGUCUUCAAGGGGUUGGCUGGCGGAAAGCUAACCAAGUCACCACCCCCUCUCCAACCGCCCAUGGCCACCAUGACGACUGUUGCUUCUCAGCCCUCUCGCGAUCGCUUCGAUGACUUGCCCGUCACGCCCGUCUUGCGUGGCCUCCCCCCGGAGCACAUGGAGCAUUUUGCGCGGUUGAAGACGGGGCAGUUGAACGACCGCAUUGCCGGAGCAAAUGCUCUUCGUUAUGCGAUUACCGACUAUCCCUUGAAUCCCAUUAUGGAGGUAUGGAAUGCCGCAAAGGACCUAAUCGAUGGUGACAAGCCAGAGAACGCUCGGGUUGCUGGAUGGAGGCUGCUGACCGAGUGCGUCAAAGACACGUCUGCCACGGAUUUUGAACGGAGAGAAUAUUUCCGGACUCUGACUGCACAAACCGCCCACCCCGACGACUUCCCUCUGCAGCUAGAAGCAUUAGAAUAUCUCACCAACCGUGGUCGGAACGUCGCGGGCUUCUACUACGACAUUUUUCCCUUACUGACUGUGUGGCUGGCCAAUACCUUCGAUGCUGCCAGACUUGCUAGGAGGGCCAACAAAUCGGCCAAGGGAAAGACUCUAGUGACAGUCGAGGACCAAAGUUUCUCGCGCUUAUUCGCCCUCAUCCGAGAUGUUGUCAAGUUCAACUUCAAAUACGCCUCGGACGCUGCCGUUGGUCGAUUGAUGGACAACCUGCUAGAAAUAUGUAACAGGACAAGCCAAGAAGAUGAUCUGGCUGCUUGCAUCAGCGUCAUUGAUGCCAUGGUCACCUUUGGCUCGGUCCCCAACGGAAAACUGAAAGAUUGCAUUCAGGUCCUGAGCUCCAUCCAUUGUUUGGUUCCCAGCCGGCAAAAGGAUGCUUGGCAUACGCUCUCUAAUAUUUGCAAGUCGCAUCACGGUCAAUCCACCGUAAGGAUUCUGUUGGACGUAUUGCGCAACGCUCCGGCUGCUCCUGACAAAGAAAGGGAUAGGGACGUGAUCCGGGAUAUCAGAGGUGCGCUUACCGUCUUGAAGAAGCUUCUUGGGAAAUCUGCCGAAAAGGGCUAUCCAGGUGUUCCAUUGGCGCUGCUGGUUGACGGACUGGCCAACGUCUGCACGAGUAGUUCCUCUAGGGUCUCCACUGAGAUCCUGAGGCUGGUCAACUCUCUGUUCGACGAUGGCGAUGGAAUCAUCAAUCCUCUGAUCGCCGAAGAGCACUGGUCGCCAAUCUUUUCCGUGGCUGCUCAGUGUGCCGCUAAGAGCGUCCCGUCGGCCCUGAAAGAUGUAGAUCCGUCGAUCCCGCAAUCAUCCGCUCCGAAAGACGAUUCUGAGGGCGGGGAUAACAUCAACUAUCAGCUCAGAACAUUCAUCAAUCGCGUCGAAAAGCUGCUGACGGAAGAGAAAACCGAUUUCUUUCAGCGGGAGGAGUGCAUGAGAUUCCUUGCCGAGGUGCACCACGUCCUGCCGGAUUCUGCUGCGGCACUUUUGCUUGAUCAUCUUAAAAAAUUUCGCAGCUGCUAUCCAUCCGAAGUCGACUGGAAGAAGAACCUUGAGCUUGUCUUGGAAGGCAUCUAUCUUGAUCGGGGUCGCUCUGCGCCGACUCGCAUACAGGCUCUUGCGAUGGUCAUCGAAAUUUACGAUUUCCUCUGCCUUGUACGGGAUCUUGUAGAAGAGGAGAGUAUCUUUGAUCUCGUCAAACGAGUGCUAUCCGGCAUGUCCGUGGAGACUGAUGCAGUUGUCCUACAGGAAACUGUCACGUUCAUGGUCAGGGUUGCCGAGACAGCUGGAGCAGAGCAAUUUGACUUCAUCUUGGACACUUUCAAAAAUAUAGUCUGCAAAGAGGCGGAUGAGCCAACCCCCUCGACAGGCGUCCAAAAGUUUAGCGGUGCGCAACAGAUCUCCAAUCAACCUUCCGAGGUCGGCGGUCAAUCUUUACCCAACGUUGUGACGAAAGGGUACGUUCAGAUAUUCAUGAAAUCAAUGGAUGUUGAUGCAUUGAAAGCGGUCAAAACGUUCAAUGCCCUCGUCCAUAUCGCAGGCUCAACCACCUGUGAAACAGAUGCUCGUUUAACGGCGAUGAAGCUCUUGUUUCGCCUUAGAGCGGAUUUUGAGUAUCGCGUUUACGUCACUCCUCAUGUCGAAAAUGAAAGCAUUGCUGCUAGUAUUUACAGAACCGAUGCGUCGUUUGCGCGUAAGGCAGCCGAAGACGCAGCUCAUCCACCCCGUCUUGGAAGGCUAGAUCAAGCCGGGUUCCCUCGAACACCGAUAAGGGGUGCAUCAUAUACGCCAGGACAGACAAUGGAGAGGUCCGGGCCUAUCAGACCUUUGCAGCACCCCAGGCAAAUGCCAUACCAAGGACAGCGAUUGUGGUCCUUGCCCGAUCCAGAGGCCUUGCCGGAGCUUCCUCGGAGUACGCCAAGCCAUCUCCUCUUUUCAUAUACCGAAGGCGCGGAUGGUGAGGCAUCGACGAAGGCCUCAAACGCGGUUUUGAAAAUGAGUUCUUGGUUGAACAUUGUGCUCAAUAUCUUCCACCAGGGAUCCGAUUGGGAGAUUUAUAGCUUUAUUCUCGCACAUUUGCCGGCACAGCUCAGUGAUCACCCGAUAUUCCAGGAUGCCAUCCCGCAAUUACAAGAACUGCGAGGACACAUCUGUGAGGUAAUCCGGACCAACCGUUUUCAAGAGCCACCACUUGUGUCAGGUCUACGACGUCCAGAUGUCGCCAACUGUCUGUUCCACUCGCUCAUCAUGCUCGUCAGCUACCAUCAGCACUUCCAGAAGCUUGAUGAGGAUGAAAUCGUGAGAGCCUUCUUGCAUGGCAUUGCCGACAAGACGGCAAAGACUUGUAUACACGGUUUAUCAAUCUGCUGUUACGAGUUGCCCUUAUCCGUGAGCAAAUCCCUUGACAUGAUCCUCACAAGGAUGUCUCAAGUCAUCACCCAACCUUUUGUAGCGAUGCAUCUGCUCGAAUUUCUGGCUUGUCUAAGUCGGUUACCUGCUCUUUAUUCAAACUUCCGAGAUGAAGACUAUCGCGUCGUAUUUGGCAUUUGCUUUCGUUAUCUUCAAUACGUCCGAGACAAGAAGCAUCACGCUCGUAGCACGGCGCACAUGAGCGAGCCUUCAACGCCCAACAUUAUUGUAUCCGGUAGUUCGGACUUUCUUGCCCAACAGGCCAUUACGGACGACCUUCCUCAGUACGUAUACGCGCUUGCGUAUCAUGUCAUUACGUUCUGGUUCUUGGCAGUCAAGAUGCCCGAUCGUCUUGGCCAUAUUAGCUGGAUUGCCAAAAACUUGUUUACCGACGUCGAUGGUAGUGCCAGUAACGAGGAGCAAGCUCAGAUUACUCUCGACUUCAUGCAGCGUGUGGCAUUCUCAGACGCAAGCGAUUCGGCGCAUGAUCCCUUGUUCAACAGGGAGAACUUUGGUGAGAUUCAACAAAAACGAUGGAUUAUUGGAAACAGCAUCGUCACAGUCAAACAAGCGAAGGAGUCGGGCUGGGCCGAGAUCACAAGGCGAUACCCUUCAGGAACGUCGUCCUAUGCAGUUCGGGUUGAAUUCACACCGAUGACAGCCCAGCGCACUGCAGAGAGCUCCGACGACGCAGCUUGGGAUGGACGUUUUCAAAUGGGCACAACUCUGCUCCCCAGUCACGUCUUCCUGCAGCUCUUGGCUCCUAUGCCGCAGAUGCCUGAUCCAGCAGCUCGUCCAGUUCCCUUGCCGGAUGAAGAGGCAGUCGAUCGGGCUAUUCGUUUGUUUGACAGAAACUCGGCCGUCGAUGGACACAAGGUUGGAGUGAUCUACAUCGGUGAAGGGCAGACAGAUGAGGUUGAGAUACUGGCGAAUACUAUUGGCGGACCUGAUUAUCACGAAUUCCUCGAUGGCCUUGGCGUCUUGACGCGGCUUAAGGGGGCGAACUUCAACACCCAGGGACUGGACCGGGAAUACGGCACGGACGGCGAGUACACGUAUUGCUGGCGUGACAGAGUGUCGGAGAUCAUAUUCCAUGUGAUUACGCAGAUGCCUACAGACCUAGAACGCGACCCACGGUGCACAGCCAAGAAGCGACACAUAGGGAACGACUUUGUGAACAUCGUUUUCAACGAUUCCGGGUUGCCGUUCAAGUUUGACACGUUUCCUUCCCAGUUCAACUACGUGUAUAUUGUGAUCACGCCAACUCCGCGCCACUCGUUUGCUUCGGCAAGACUAAUGGCAAAGCAACGGGAGGAGGAGGGCAGGAAAGCCCCAACGCCCUUCUACAUGGUGCAGGUCAUGAGCCAGCCAGGCUUCCCAGAGAUCUCGCCGGCCGCCGAGCCCAAGGUGGUCAGUCUCACAGCACUUCCAACAUUUGUUCGCCUGCUCGCACUCAACGCGUCAGUCUUUUCGCAGAUCUGGGCCACCAGGGAGGUUGGUGAACACAUCUCACCUUGGCGCAACCGACUGCGGGAGAUCAACAGACUGCGCGAGCGCUACGGCCCAAAAUCAGCUCAUCAGCAGCCAAACCUGUCCCCGCCGCCUAACAUGCUUGGCGCAGGCGGCGGCGGACUGGGCUCGUCUGUGGUGACUUCCCCUAUGGCUUCGGGUGGUCAAGGAGGUGGCAUAACGCAGCAGUCAUUGCUCGGGCAGGAUAUCGGCGCGUCGAGACCGGUAAACGCUGUGAGGGAUAGCUUUACGAGCUUGCGCAGGUCUAGCGUGGCCACCUUCUUUACGAAUAACAGCACGGCGGACCCUACAUCACACCGGUCGUCGAUGCUGUCAACUACCACGCCUGAUACGGAGGUCAUGUUCCCGGCUCACGGAGCGGACGCACUGAUCGAGUCGGUUGAUUUCUCCAAGUGGACUUGAUAAUCUGGCUGAAUGCGAGGAAGGGAAGAAGCAGUGCUUGAUGGGGUAAAAACAAGAUAACAGACAUAUAAUGGUUAAUAUUGAUUACAAAUAGAUGGGAGGGAACGGGCGGAACACACAAAAUUCGCAAAGCAAUGAAAAUUUGAGAAGGAAAAGCAGACAAAACAAAUUCUAAUACAGGUUGGGUGGAUUGAUUGAUUGAUUGGAUGGGGUAUGUAUAGAUGGAGAGUGUGGCAGUCUGGUUUUGUAUGGGAGCGAAACAAAAGCAGAAAAGAAAAAACUUGAUGUGUGUAUCCAUGGGUGAAGCAAGUUCGAAAGUCUGCAUAUGGGAUCAGGCGGGAUUAACAUGGAAAAUGGAACAUGGAAAAUGGUUGAGGUUUGGGAAGUUGGUAUCAUGGGUGGGUUCAGAAGACCCAAAUCGGCGAGGAGUGUGUGGAAUGCAGGGGAUUCAAAAAUGGAGUAGUGAUAUUGAGUUGGCUCGCUCUGUUAAAAUGCCGGUUGUUGGUAGAAGCCAUGUCGGACGAGAGGUGAGGUAGUUUGGGGAUAGUCAUUACCUAGGAGCAGGCUAUCUCUAAGGAUCGCCCACUCAGUCGUUAAUCACCAAAAGUUGCUGUCUUUUCAUUUUCUGCUCACAGAGAACAAAAUUUGAAUACCGUGAACAGG
Messenger RNA from Neurospora crassa OR74A, 6405 nucleotides. RefSeq lists its product as uncharacterized. Bases 841 to 5742 code for a protein of 1633 amino acids. The transcript has 3 exons. Gene Ontology annotation, cellular component: cytoplasm; nucleus; TSC1-TSC2 complex. NCBI's taxonomy places the organism in Eukaryota, Fungi, Ascomycota, Sordariomycetes, Sordariales, Sordariaceae. Gene Ontology annotation, biological process: positive regulation of GTPase activity; negative regulation of TOR signaling; regulation of small GTPase mediated signal transduction. Gene Ontology annotation, molecular function: GTPase activator activity. The record is from RefSeq and is a predicted model, not a curated record.